Molecule: messenger RNA, 2592 nt
Organism: Entamoeba invadens IP1
Lineage: Eukaryota; Evosea; Mastigamoebida; Endamoebidae
Product: coatomer alpha subunit, putative
Exons: 2
Coding region: 1-2592 (863 amino acids)
Biological process (GO): endoplasmic reticulum to Golgi vesicle-mediated transport; retrograde vesicle-mediated transport, Golgi to endoplasmic reticulum; intra-Golgi vesicle-mediated transport
Cellular component (GO): COPI vesicle coat
Molecular function (GO): structural molecule activity; protein binding
Source: RefSeq, a predicted model, not a curated record
AUGAUGAGAACUCAGCUGAAGUUCAAUUUGGAGAACAAAAGCGACCGAGUGAAGAUGGCGGUGUUCCAUCCAACGUCAACACUUUUGAUGUGCUCACUUCACAACGGAGAUAUUCAAAUCUGGGACUAUCGCACAAAAAUUAUGUUACACUCUUACCCAACAGCUCACACCGGAGCGAUUCGUGGUCUUUCAUUCCACCCAAGCCGUCCUUUGGUUGUUUCAGGUGGGGAUGACUGCCUCAUCAAAAUGUGGAACUACAGAAACACAAAGGCUGAAAAUGCUUGUGUUGGUGUGUUUAAGGGACAUACCGAUUACGUCAGAUCAACUUAUUUCCACCCAACGAAGCCUUGGAUUUUGAGUUGUAGUGACGAUAGAACCAUCCGAAUAUGGAAUUACUUGUCAUUGAAGUGUAUUGCGAUCAUGACGGGACAUGACCAUUUUGUCCUCUCAGCGCACUUCCAUCCGAAACCGGAGAUCCCAAUGGUAAUUUCGUCGUCGUACGAUGGAACUGUCCGAGUGUGGGACAUCAAAGAUUUGUAUGAAAAUGAACCGAGAGGAGACGGUGCUAUUGACUUGGCUGGGUGCGUUAAGUUUAACAUCUUACCCGAGCAGCUUGCCGUCAACUAUGCGAUCUUCCACCCGACUGUCCAACUCAUUUUCACGUGUGGAGACGACAAAACGAUAAAGAUGUGGAGGUAUAACGACACGUCAUGUUGGAAUGAAGGAGUCUUUAGAGGGCAUACACACAACGUUACUGCUUGUACUGUGAUGGGUGACUAUUUGAUCUCUGUGAGUGAAGACAAGUGUGUCAAUGUCUUUGAAAUCAAGAGCCAGAAACUGUUGAGGAGCUUCAGAACAGAAGGCCGGAUAUGGUGUGUUGAGAAACAUCCAUUGGAACAACUUUUUGCGAUAGGAAGUGACGUUGGACUGAAGGUGUUUAAACUCUUUGGGGAGCGACCGAUGUACUUUGUGAGUGGGAAGAAUGUGUAUUACCAAUGUGGCAAUUCUGUGAACAAAUAUGAUGUGCAGAGUAAAGAAAUUAAGAUGUUAUACACAGUGGAGGAUGGAAAACAUAUGGUAGCCAUUCCACAAGCGAAAGAUCUUGUGAUGGUCUCUGAUGGUGAGAACUACCAAAUCUUCUGUGGUAAACAGACGAAGACGAACAAAGGGAGUUCUGUGUGCUAUGUUGGUGGGAAAUACUUUCUUGCGCUUGAUGGGAAGACUGUGAAGAAAAUUGAUGUGAUGAAAGGGGAAGAGGUAGGGACGAUAGACGUUGGGGAGAGUGUCAAAUACAUUAGUGCUGGGAAUAAAGAGGGGGUUUUUCUCUGUUUUAGCCCAAAUGUGUGUCGCGUGAUGGAUGUGACUGGAAGUGAGUUAUUUAAAGUAGAGGCCGAAGGUAUACGACGAGGGUAUUGUAGUAAAGAGGCCGUUGUAAUAUAUGGAGGGAAGUCGAUUGUAGUGAUGAAAGAUGAUGGGAAGAAGUAUGCGAUGUGUGUGAAGACAACGGAAACGAGUCAAGUGAAGAGUGCUAUAGUGGUGUCGCGAGGGGUAGUGUUAUACUCCACGAACACGCACAUCAAAUAUUUAUUACCGAGUGGUGAGAUUGGGAUAGUACAAAACACUGGCAAUUCUGUGUUGUAUUUAAUGACAUCGAUGAACAAUGGGACUGGUGUGUUGUCGAUUGACAGACAAAGUGAAAUUAAAGUGUCUGAUAUUGACUUGUCUGAUGUGGAUUUCAAAGCUGCCGUGUUAAAUGGCGAUUUGGGAAGAAUUAAAAAGCACUUGGAGUCAACGGUGUUCAUUGGCGACGCCAUCAUCUCGUUCUUGUUGAAAUACAAAUACGCCGACUUGGCACUUCUCUUUGUCCGAGACACACACGCCAAAUUUAACAUAGGACUGCAAUGCGGCAAUUUCAGAGCAGCGCUGGAAGCCGCUAAGGAACUUGGGCUGCCGCAUUACUGGAGACAACUCGCGCAAAAGGCGAUUGAAAAUGGACAAAUGAAGAUUGGAGAAUUUGCACUUGUUCAACUUGGCGAUUUCAAUCGAGUCACAUACUUGUGUGGAUACACAGGAAACCAACAAUCAGCAGAGCGACUGAAGACAUUGGAUGCGACACACUCCCAAAAGGUGAUAUUAGGCCUUUUGGUUGGGGAUAAAAAGUUGCUUGUCAAAGAGAGUUUCUUAGCGAAUGGGAAGCUUGGAUACAUCGCCGCUCAACGGUAUGGAUUUAAAGAGUUGGCCGAGAAGAUAUCAAAGGAGGUCGAAAUCAGCGAGAAGCUGAAGAAAUUCUGUGGAAAAGAAAGAAAGGAAAUUCCAUUUUCGUUGAUUAAAGUAAAACUGGCGAGUCUAAAGGAGUGGCCAUGUAUUGGAAAGCAACACAGCAUUGAGGAAGAUAUCUCAAAUGCAAAGGAAAUUGUCGAGAACGACACAAAGGAGGAAUUCAAGGGCGUCAAAAUUGAGGAAAAAAUAGAAGAGGAGCAGGCACCAGUCAAGGGCAAAGCCGCGAAACCAGUUAACGUCCAACCCGUUUCAAACAACAACGCAAAAGCAAUAGAAGACAAUUCCGACGACGAGGACUGGAAUUUCGUUUAA